GGCCCCGCGGUCCUUACCCGAGCGGGGGCGAGGGCGACGAAACCGACCACGCACCGCUUUCCCGCCGCCGCCUUUAAGCCACCGCCGGCCGCUGCGGAGAGGCGACCCCGCCGGCUGCCCGAUGCCGCCCGAUUCCGGCCUCGGCGAACGGGGGCCCGGGCGGGACGCCGUCGUGCUCCUGAUUGGCCGGCGGCGGGGGCCGCCUCGCUCAGACGCGAAGGGGCCGGGCGGGAAAGCCAGCUGUGGCCGGCGCAGAUUGGCGCACGGACCCGGGACUCCCACCCCUCUCCCGGACGUCGCCGGGCUGGUGGGCGGGGGCGGCGGGGCGGGGCCCCGCGGAGGCGCCGCUCGCGAUUGGCCGGCGCGCCGUCCCCCGGGCUGCGGCGGUUGGCGGCCGGCCGGUGCGCGGCGCUGAUUGGGCGGCAGCGCGCUCUGGCCCCGCCCGCCACCGGGGCGGCGCGGCGGAAGGGGAAGUGGGGGGACGGCGGCGGUGGGGAAGAUGGCGUACCAGAGCCUGCGGCUGGAGUACCUGCAGAUCCCGCCGGUCAGCCGCGCCUACACCACCGCCUGCGUGCUCACCACCGCCGCCGUGCAGCUGGAGCUGAUCACACCGUUUCAGCUGUACUUCAACCCCGAGUUGAUCUUCAAACACUUUCAGAUAUGGAGGUUAAUCACCAAUUUCUUAUUUUUCGGUCCAGUGGGAUUCAAUUUUUUAUUUAACAUGAUUUUUCUAUACCGCUACUGUCGAAUGCUAGAAGAAGGCUCAUUCCGAGGUCGGACGGCAGACUUUGUAUUUAUGUUCCUUUUUGGUGGAUUCUUAAUGACUCUGUUCGGUCUGUUCGUGAGCUUGGUUUUCCUGGGCCAGGCGUUCACGAUCAUGCUCGUCUACGUGUGGAGCCGGAGGAACCCGUAUGUCCGCAUGAACUUCUUCGGCCUUCUCAACUUCCAGGCCCCCUUUCUGCCCUGGGUGCUCAUGGGCUUUUCCUUGCUGCUGGGGAACUCGAUCAUUGUGGACCUCUUGGGCAUUGCGGUCGGACACAUAUAUUUUUUCUUGGAAGACGUAUUUCCCAAUCAGCCUGGUGGAAUCAGAAUUCUGAAAACACCGUCUAUCUUGAAGGCCGUUUUCGAUACGCCGGAGGACGACCCAGAUUACAACCCACUGCCAGAGGAGCGGCCGGGAGGCUUCGCCUGGGGCGAGGGACAGCGCCUCGGCGGUUAAAGCAGCAGAUGCCAGCCACCAGCCCCAGCUGGCAAGGACUCAAUGACCCGCCCGUUGGGAUUCUUCUCUCCUUCGUGUUGCGAAAGUGUGGACGCUUUGGACGGCCUGGCAGGUUCUGACUCCAGAAGCACUUUACAGAAUGGUACACUAAUGGAUCCAGAAUGCGCUCGGCAUGGCCGACCGGCGGCCCCUCACCGCUCCGGCCCUGGAAGAGUGAUCUCUCGGGGCCAGUGUGCCGGAGAAACAAAUACCCCACAAUCUCUGGCCCCAUGCCCCCGAGCACUCAAGUCCCGGGGUGUCAGGCAGAGCUCCUCCUCCUCCUCUUCUUUGCUAGACGAGGCCAUGGGGUAAAAGGGAAGUUUCAGAGAGGACACAAUAAAACUGAGUUGCAUCUCUCUCACUGAA
Molecule: messenger RNA, 1624 nt
Organism: Lutra lutra (Eurasian river otter)
Lineage: Eukaryota; Metazoa; Chordata; Mammalia; Carnivora; Mustelidae
Gene: DERL2
Product: derlin 2
Exons: 7
Coding region: 500-1219 (239 amino acids)
Biological process (GO): endoplasmic reticulum unfolded protein response
Cellular component (GO): Hrd1p ubiquitin ligase ERAD-L complex; endoplasmic reticulum membrane
Molecular function (GO): ubiquitin-specific protease binding; misfolded protein binding
Source: RefSeq, a predicted model, not a curated record